This is a messenger RNA of Mizuhopecten yessoensis (Yesso scallop), 6248 nucleotides long. Its product is annotated as WD repeat-containing protein 49-like. Lineage: Eukaryota; Metazoa; Mollusca; Bivalvia; Pectinida; Pectinidae. Bases 291 to 3800 code for a protein of 1169 amino acids. The transcript is spliced from 32 exons. Gene Ontology annotation, molecular function: protein binding. The record is from RefSeq and is a predicted model, not a curated record.
UGCCUGGCAACUCACAAUUUACAAAUGGCCGAUUUCCUGUUCUGGGAGGUUUGUUUUCGUUCGGCAGUGCAUGCAUGUUUAGCCUCAAUAUGUAGAGUGGCAUGCGACAACAGGCGAACAUGCUAUUAACUUUGGAUGAUUCUGAAUGUUGUGCAUUUCUUUAAGUUUAAAAACAAAAACUUUGUGUCGAAGGAAGGAAAACGGGCACCUGUUGGUUUGAAUCGGGAUCCUUGUCAUUAUUUUGACAUCGGGAAAUUCUGAUGACUUUGUGAACAGACCACUCAACCAAAAUGUCGACAGUGGCUACUACACCAACUGUGACGUCAGGAACGGGGAAAUAUGAUAGCAAGUCUCCAGACCAUUUUAAGUCCAAGUCCCCGGACAAGCAGGAAAAAAAACCUCUGAUGGACAAGCUGGAGAACAGACUGACCAUGAAGGACCUGAACAAGCUACAGAGAGCGUUUAUGACGGAGGGGGACGGUUACGACAAUAAGCUUGCUCUGUACAGGGACCAGUUCUGUGAGGCACUAUCCAUUCUUCUGGAGAAAGGAACGAGGGAAGAGUAUGGAGAAUUAUUUGACAAAGUUGAUGUUGCACGGGAGGGGAGUGUCGACUGGGACAAAUUUGCCUCACACAUGCUGCUUGAGUUUUACGAAAAAGACGAUCGCGUGAAAUCUACUCAGGUGCCUCAAUGGAAAGAUUUGAAGUCUUUGCCUAGUCCUCACAAAGAUGUCAUACAGAAGGUGGUUUUCCUAAAGAACACCAACAAAUAUAUAGCUGUCAGUAAGGAAGGUACAAUAUCCAUCUGGCCACAGGAUAUGAAGCAGUCAAGGUCAUUCAAAACAGGAACUGACACCUGUAAAGGUCGUGACCUUUGGAUAACGCAUUUCUGUGCUUUACAGAACAUCAACAAGCUGGCUUUGGCCUUCACCAGUAAAGAAAUUUCUAUUUAUGACAUGAGUACCAAACUGGACUUCAACUGUCAAUACAAGAUCCAGGGUCUACCCUACACACCUCUGACUUUAGACUAUUGGUCGAAUCCUAACAACCCUAACGAAGCCUUGCUAGUGUGGGGAGAUGUCGGAGGUUUUGUCAACGUCAUAUUUUUCAAUUCUGCCAAUAUUGCCUUAUUUGAGAGACCUCCAGCUCCAGCAGGGGAAAAGCAAGCUUGGCAAGAACCAUGUCUGAGUGUCCAGCUUCAGGACGUGAUCGGAGAACAGACGUACAAGAACGCCAAGUAUACUGUCCACGAGGCUCAUAAGAAGGAGUGGGUGAGACAGGUGCGAUAUUCACAGUAUCUGGAGUGUUUUAUCAGUUGUUCAACGACAAAUAUUAACUCCAUGGUGAUUGGAUGGAUGGAGAAACACACUUCUGUUACUCCAAGCAAAAACCAACAGAUCAGCAAAGAAAUCCUACGGAAGUCGGAGUUUCACAUACCCCAGGGAAUCAAUGCAUUUGAUUACAAUCAGACUCUUAACCUCAUAGCCACAGCUGGUGUCAAUCAUCACGUCUGCUUGUGGAAUCCUUACGUCGUCUCCAAACCAAACGGGGUGCUGAGAGGUCACAUGGCCAGUGUAAUACAGGUGCAUUUCAUGAAGAGCCGUGCACAGCUGAUAAGUUUCUCUAAGGACAAGGUUCUGAGGAUCUGGGACGUUCAGCUCCAAGUGUGUAUCCAGAGAUUGGCUGGAAUGUUCCCUAAGGGGCCUGAAGUCUAUAGCUGUCUGUAUUUUGACGAGCAAAGGGAGAGAAGCGGGCUAGAGAAGAAUCGCUUACUCAUCACAUUUAACUACCAACUCACCAUGAUGGAAAUGAAGGCGGAGAUUCGGGAUCGCAUCAUGUCACAUGACAAACCAGUGAUCAGCGCCAUCUAUAACACCACUUACAAUCAGGUGGUCAGUGUUUGCCAAUCAGGAACUCUCAUCAUCUGGAUGAUUGACACAGGUCAAAAGGUCAAACAGUUCAGCAGUGCCCAUGGCAACGCAGAGGUCACAUGUCUGUCUCAGGAUCCAACAGGCACAAAGCUGUUUACAGGUAGCACAGACGGAACUGUCAAGAUGUGGGAUUUCAAUGGCCACAAUUCUCAUUCGCUGGAGUGUGCAGGCGGACAACCAGCAGACGUGGGGCAGGUGCUCAACCUCAAACGCAGCAUCGUCGUGGUGGGCUGGGCCAGAUAUGUGACGAUAUUCCGAGACUCAGCCCUACGAGACACUGGUGCCUUGUUUGCACAGGUCACUCCCUCCGAGUGGAAAGGUGGACAGGAACACCCUGAGGACAUCCUCUGCUGUGCCUUCACGGCUCCUAACACCAUGGUAACCGGAUCGUACGAUGGAGAGAUUGUCGUGUGGAAUACAAACUCGGAGCAGGCCUCUCGCCACCUCAGUCAACGGUCUCGCCGGAAGAUGCUUAAAUCUCGCACCAAGUCCAUCGUGUCUACAACAAAUCGUGAUGUUGCAAGAGUAUCGGAGACGGAUGCCGAGUCUCGUCCAAGAUCUCGCCCCAACUCUCGUCCAAAAUCUACAACAAAUGGUGGAACAAAGGAAGAGCAGAAGGAGUUUGGAUUUGCUGUUUCUCGACUGAUUUUCUUGGAAAGCAGAAAAACGAAUUCUGGGGGAGGUAGCGCCAACCUCAUGUCUUGUGGUGGUAGCGGAAUGGUUCGGUUCUGGAACACUUCGACAAGUUCUUUGGCUGCCGAGUUUCAAGCGCACACAAAUGGAAGCAUAAUCAUGGCGACGGACAAACUGAACCAGUGGUUGGUAACGGGUGAUGCUGAUGGACUCAUCAAGGUCUGGGAGAUCACAGAGUACUGCAUGCAUAGCCAAACUGACGUCAUACUCAAGUCAAGUCCGCCGAUGAAAUGUCAGUACCAGGCACAUACAGACAUGAUAAACUCUAUUGACAUGUGCGAGAGAAACGAGCGCAGCCUCAUCAUCACAGCAUCGUCCGACUGUAGCGUGGCUGUGUUUGACGUCCGCGGCAACAAGAUUGGUGUCUUCGGACAGGAGGAGCACUGGAAGAUUGAGACAUACGACCCAGCAGAGGAGCUAGAAGACGAGGAAGGCAAUAGUGAGGAGGAGCCAGAGGAUGAGGAGGAAGAGGAGUUGGAGGUAGAGGUGGAAAGUGUGUGGGAGCCGGAUGAACGUGCCAUCACUGAGCCGGGUACACAUAGGAUCAACACCUGGGACAGCACCUGUUUAGGCAAGAAUUACCAGGAGACUCGAGUACGAAAGAGAGAGAGGAAACAGCCGGGGACGAUCCCAAACCUGCCCUAUCUGACCUGGGAGAAAACGGGACAGGCUCCUGCAGGUCCAUACUCGCAUCAAAAUCUUGGUGUUGGUAUGCCAUUUGAUGUACAUUACAUGUAUCGGGCGUUGGAGACGCAAGUUUUAUUGGACUUUGAUCCUCCGUCAAAACCUGAUGUCGUGAGCAUGACCCAGACUGCGAGUCAUCCUAUCAACAUUCCCAAACUUCCUGCGCUCGUCGACAGAAGACAUAUCUUUAAAAGAUCAGUUUCUCUCAAACAGCCGGUACCUGAGAAAGAGAUCUUCCCAAAGUACAUUCUGGACUUUGAGGCAAAAAUGAAGAGUUACCACAAAAUGCAACUGAAUCAACAACUGGGUGGUGGUCUGAAGGGAAGGCUUGGCGUCGGUGGAGCAGGUCGUACGAGUCUACAGAACAUCGGCCUACAGCUGGGACAACACGCCCUAAAGUCGCCGCCUAAGGCCCUCAACAAGUCCCUGAAGGUCGGCAUGAGGAAACCAGGAUCGCGUAGAACGUCAGUUUCAAUCUCAGAAAUGUCCUAGUGGCCUCAAAUGUUUGUCUGUGACAUUUACUGAUUUGUCAGCGGGACAGUAAUAUUGUCAGAUUUUCUGUCAAAAGUAUGUAGAACGAUGAGUGAAGUGACAUUUAAGUCUGUGGAAAUGUUCAAGGAUGAUGGGCGAAUCGUGACGUGCCUCUUCUUCACAAAUUACUAGCAAGACCGCUGAAAUGAUGAGUUCCAUUCGCCAAUGAAAGAUAAAAAAAAAUGUUGGCGGAAAGUGUUUGAAUUUUCCUCUCAAAUGUGAGCUGGCACAAGGAUCAGGGUUAAAGUCACUUUCAAAUUGUCUGUCAAAGGUGCAAGAAAGACAGCUGUAAGGAAAUUCAGAUCUGGUGUCCAUAGCCUGCAGAUUGUUAAAGGUGCAGAAAAAAUGGCUAAAAUGACAUUCAAAUUUGGCUUCCAAACAAUAGAUACAAGGUUUAUGACUUCAAAAUCAUCCUUAGCACUGUUACCCGAUUUCAUAAAAGUCACAAGAUUUAUGAAAAGAUAACUCAAAAACUCAUAACAGUACUUUUCAAUGUGUGAGAUAACUUUGACAUGUAUAAUGUGUGUGAGAUUUAGUCAUUCUUUAUUCUAGAUAUAUACUUGUCCAUCGAUAUUUUAUUUGUAAACGAUACGUUUGAAGGAAUUCCAGGAUUUCGUGCAAAACAUUCAUUGCUUGUUUGUUUACACAUAGAAUAUAUUUUUCUGCACUUCUAGCAACCAAAUGAAAUUUCAGAUUUCCUCUCACCAUUAGGGAGUAAGGCAUCUAUUAUUCUUGGUGUAAUGAGAAUGAUUAUGAAAUUAACUUUGUUUUUCAAUUGAUCUGCAAGUAAAUGAAAACAAAACCCAAAAAAUAGUUUAUUUAGAAAAUAUUUUAAAAAUGUAAAUUGUCCUGAUACCAGAAAUCUAACAAGGAUUUGGGCAACAACAUGAAACUAUUUCAAUUUUUCUGACAUACUCAUUGGUUGAAUCACAAUCACAUGGAGGUCGGUAAUUUGUGAAAUUGACUUGGUGUUACUAUUUUUAGAAACAUCAAUUUUAUAUUCUUAAUGAUUUCACUUCUACUGUAACGUCACAGUGCUCUCUGCCAAAUGCAGAACUUUUUUCCUGAGGAAUGGUUUAGGCUCUGUCUUGUUUAUAGAGAGAUUAAAGAUAAUUUGUAUCUAAUGAAACAAUUAAGGACUUUUAAUUUUGUGAAUAUGUGGAUAUAGGAACCUUCAAAGUGAUACUGGUCUCGACUUUGCCUUGGUCAACAUUCCUUUUGCGGGGUCAUACAUUCACCUCAACAAAAGUAUGCAAUUGAUUAUUAUUCUGUAAAGUCAGUAGCCUUUUGUGGAAAACAAAAGAUUUUUUUUAAUACAAUUUUUACAUUGUCCGUCCAGCAUUGAUCUCCGGUAUUUUUAGCAAUCUGUGAUACCCUUUUUUAUUAUUUAUGUAACUAGAGGUCCGCAUAUCAUUGAUAUACAGGGUCCUAGACGUCCACAUAUCAUUGAUAUACAGGGUCCUCAUCAAGUCAUUGUACACAUAUUAGUUUUCAUGUUUGUCCUGCACUUCAUUUGUGAACUUUGUAAAAUUUCAGAUCAACCGUAAACCCCCUCAUCUCUAUUUUUAUCAAAAUCAUCCCCACAAAAUAUUUGUUGCCUGAUGUCCCCCUUUAGUGGCUACAAGAAGAAAGUUUUAAGGGUAAUUUGACUAAAAUGUUUUUGUAUAUCUUUAUAUAUAAUACAUGUGAAAAAUGGAGGCAAAAAUUUAAUAGGCUCAAAAAGUGAUUUCAAUGUUAUUCAAUUUUUUUAUUACUUACUGUCAAACCUGCUUAAAGAACCUCCUGUAUGAAGGAACACUUUUGAAACUCCACUUCUCUGUUAUUUCAUGUUAACAGAACCUGAAUUAUGAUACUUACUGCAUGUACGAGCUAAGAUGAGAUAAUUUACCAAAGGAUUAUAUAAUUUGUUCUUUUCAAUUUAACUGGCCCUUAUACCGGUACUGUAAGAAAAUCAAGUAAUUUAAUGAUUUUUUUUCAGUCUGUCCAACCAAAUAUUUACUAAUUCACCCCUGAAGACACAUUUGAACUCUUCUAAUUCAAAGGUUGUAACAGUACAUUAUGACAUUUCAGGGGUGAAGAGUUAAAAUGAAAUAAAAUAAUUAUUGAGUGAUACAGGCCUUAUGUGCACCUUGAUUUUAUAAUUCUGUGAUAAAGAGAAUCUGUAUGCGAUAAUAUCUUGUGAGUAACUUUACCAUGUUUCGCCAUAAUUUAUGUAUAGUAUGAUGUAAUAGCUACUAUUAAGCAAUGAAUAUUUUUCGUAUUAAUUGUUGUAAGUUUUAUGAAUCCUCUGUAAUAAUUAUUUAUUAUAAAUAUGUGUGAUAAAGUUCAUUGUAUGAAUAUUUUUGUAAAAAUAAUAUUUAAACGCACCAUACUGCUGAUAUUACAAAUGUUGUGAAUAAAGAAAAUGAC